Abrus precatorius (Indian licorice) is the source of this 409-nucleotide messenger RNA. RefSeq names its product hydrophobic protein RCI2B-like. The transcript is spliced from 4 exons. NCBI's taxonomy places the organism in Eukaryota, Viridiplantae, Streptophyta, Magnoliopsida, Fabales, Fabaceae. The coding region runs from base 24 to 197 and encodes 57 amino acids. Gene Ontology annotation, cellular component: membrane. The record is from RefSeq and is a predicted model, not a curated record.
AGUUAACAAUCGAGAGAGAAAAAAUGGCCAGUGAGGGCACAGCUACAUGCAUAGACAUCCUCCUUGCCAUCAUCUUGCCUCCUCUUGGAGUCUUCCUCAAGUAUGGCUGCAAGGUGGAGUUCUGGAUCUGUUUGGUGCUGACCAUUUUCGGUUAUAUACCCGGAAUUAUCUAUGCUGUUUAUGCUAUCACCAAGUGAUCGCCUUUUAGCUUUUGUGAACAAAUGAGCAAAUGUCAUGGGCGUUUCUGUCUUUCAACUUGAUAUUAGUGCUUCUUUGAUACAUCGUUGUCAUUGUUAUCAUUUUUAAAUGUUCUGCUUUUGAAAUCCUUUGUCUUAGCUUUCAGGAGGGUGGAGUGUGUAGUUUGUAGUCUCUAGAUUGGAUAAUCCAUUUGAAAUACACAAUUUGAUUU